AUGGCAAGACCGGAGGCCCCAGGAGGACACCCCAGGACUGUCCUGAUCACCGGCUGCUCUUCAGGAAUUGGUCUACAACUGGCUGUAAAGUUAGCUCAGGACCCUCAACAGAGAUACCAUGUGAUUGCCACCAUGCGGGACUUGGGGAAAAAGGAGAAACUGGAGGCCGCAGCUGGUGAGGCUCUGGGCCGGACUUUGACUGUGGCACAGAUGGAUGUCUGCAGUGAGGACUCCGUGUCUGCCUGCCUAAACAGCAUUGAGGGAAGGAAUCUGGAUGUGCUAGUGAGCAAUGCAGGUUUGGGACUUGUAGGGCCAGUGGAGAGCCUCAAAAUGGCAGACAUCAGGAAGGUCUUUGAUACCAACUUCUUUGGGGCAGUCCAGCUGGUCAAGGCUGUGCUGCCCAGCAUGAAGCAGAGACGUAGGGGCCACAUCCUGGUGAUCAGCAGUGUCAUGGGACUACAGGGUGUCAUAUUCAAUGAUAUCUACUCAGCCUCAAAGUUUGCCUUGGAGGGGUUCUGUGAGAGUCUGGCUGUGCAGCUUCUACAAUUCAAUAUCUUUGUGUCCUUAGUGGAACCGGGGCCAGUGAACACGGAUUUUGAGACCAAGUUAAUGGACCAGGUCUCCAAGGCUGAUUUUCCUGGCACUGAUCCUGACACCUUGAACUACUUCCUAAAUGUUUACCUCCCAGCCUCAAAGGAGAUUUUCCAGACUCUAGGCCAGAGCCCUGAGGAUGUUGCCCAGGCCAUCGUCCAGGUGAUUGACUCCACGCAACCACCCCUUCGCUAUCAGACCAAUGCCCGCUACACGCCCCUGAUUGCCCUGAAAUACGCUGACCCUUCUGGAGACCUCUCUGUCCGCACCUCCUACCGGCUCCUCUUCCGAGGCCAACGCCUUUUCCGGCUCAGCCUCUGUUGUCUCCGCUUCCUCUCUGGGAACUGCCUCCGGCCCAAGGUCUCCCCUAUGUGA
Gracilinanus agilis (Agile Gracile Mouse Opossum) is the source of this 966-nucleotide messenger RNA. RefSeq names its product retinol dehydrogenase 8 (gene RDH8). NCBI's taxonomy places the organism in Eukaryota, Metazoa, Chordata, Mammalia, Didelphimorphia, Didelphidae. Gene Ontology annotation, molecular function: estradiol 17-beta-dehydrogenase [NAD(P)+] activity. The record is from RefSeq and is a predicted model, not a curated record. The coding region runs from base 1 to 966 and encodes 321 amino acids. The transcript has 6 exons. Gene Ontology annotation, cellular component: cytoplasm. Gene Ontology annotation, biological process: estrogen biosynthetic process.